Molecule: messenger RNA, 2496 nt
Organism: Helobdella robusta
Lineage: Eukaryota; Metazoa; Annelida; Clitellata; Rhynchobdellida; Glossiphoniidae
Exons: 9
Coding region: 1-1335 (444 amino acids)
Biological process (GO): tricarboxylic acid cycle; oxaloacetate metabolic process; malate metabolic process
Cellular component (GO): cytosol; mitochondrion
Molecular function (GO): L-malate dehydrogenase (NAD+) activity
Source: RefSeq, a predicted model, not a curated record
AUGAAGUGCGAGUCGAACCGGUCAUUGAGAAUUGUGGUUUCAAAUGCCUCAAGUGAAGUUGUCAACAGUUUCCUGCCAAUUUUGUGUCAUGGAGAUAUCUUUGGAAGGCACCAACCAAUAUCCUUGGUACUGUUUGAAUUCAAGCCUCUGUUGAAGUUAGUGGAAUCACUUAAGGAAGACCUUUUGGAAUGUUGUUAUCCAUUGCUUGCAGACGUAACACUCACCCAAGACAUGUCAAAAGCAUUUGAGAAUGUUGAUGUUGGCAUAUUGUUUGAACUUGAACAAGAUGUCAUUGGCUUCAAAAACAAUUCUGUCCUCUUUAGGACAUAUGGCCUUGUGCUUAAUCGAGUAGCUCCAAAGAAUAUCAAGUUGUUGAUUGUUGGGCAAACAGCGAACACCAGUGCUUUCAUUUGCAGUUCAUUCAGUCCAUCUCUGGACCCAAGCAACUUCACAUGCCUUGCACAUCACCUUAAGCUGGCCGCUGUUUCUAAAUUCAAAUUUAAAGCUUUCAGGAGUGAGGGAAAUUACUCCAUACAGUUACAACAUGUGCAACAACCACAACUCCAACAUCAGUUGCAACCAGCGGAUAAAGAACAGGAACAACAUUUACAGUGUGACAACCCUCAAUUGAUUGGCACUUGUUGUUCACACUGUCAUCUGUCGCCUGAUCAUUUAAUCAACAACAAUAAUAGUGAUGACGACGUCAUAAAUAACACUAACAAUGAUAUUAUUUAUGCCAACAAAAUAAACAGUAAAAAUAUCGACGAAGACAAUCGUAAUAUUAACAUUGUUAAGAACAAUGAAUACAGCAAAAAUAUUGAUAGCAGCGGUGAUGUCUAUGAUGUAAAUAAAGAUAACAGUAGGUUCUACCUCGGCCAGGACGUUUACGUGUGGGGCAGCUGCAGUUGCCCCAUUGUCACCAUGACAACCAACAAAAACGAAGUAAUGGACGUUCUUCUUUCGACCGAAACAGCUGUAGGCAGGCUGGUUGUGGCAAAAGCAAUAGCAGAACAUCUCAAAUACUGGCUCACGGAUUUCAACAACGUAGAACAAAUAAUCAUGGGUGUGAUCAACUCACAAAAUCACUACAAUGUAGACAGCAAUCUAUUCUUCAACUUUCCUGUGAAAAAAAUAAAAAAAGACAUUAAUUACAAUAAGAGCAGCGGCAACAUCAUCGGCAGCAAAAACAAUAACUACCUUCUAACUGUUGAAAACUUGACCCUUAAUGAAAAUAUUGUUGAGUCAUUGUUAAAAUGUUCACAGAAAAUGUGCAAAGAAAGAGAUUCUGCCAUUGUGGAUUGCUGGCGAAUAGUUCUUCCACAUUCCCACUUGUAGCAGACAAAUUUGGCUUAAUAGACACUUUCGUAGUACACAUCCACCUUUAAUGGGUUUCCAGAGAAAACAAAAACUAAGAGUAUUGGUGUGGAGACAAGUUCAUCAUAAAGAUGCGUUCUCGUUUGUUUGUAGACGAUCAAGGUGAAACAAUAAUGAUGCGUUGUUGUGCAUAUGAUGAAAUGAUAAGAAUUAUGUUGACGCUGAUCCAAGUGAUACAUGUAUUGGUACACGUUCUGUUUAAUUUUGUAAUUGUUUUGUUCCAACUAUUUAACAUGCAAUAAAAAUGUGACUAUCAAAUACGAGCCAAGCUGCAUAUGAGGUUAAUUUUGCGCAAUGGUUUGCCAUUCCUAACUAGCUUAAGUUAAUUCUGACAUUAUAUUUCAAAAACUGAAAGAAUUCUAGAUAAAUUUUCGAACAUCUGAGCAUAACCUCUAUAUACUGCCUGUUAUAAAUUAUAAAAACUACUAUUAUACGACACAUAUGCGUAUUGUAAACGUACAAACUGCUCAUAUUUUCCAAAUAAUGUAUUUACAGGAUGAUAAAAUCCCCAAAGAAAUUGUUUAUCUUUACGAAAGAGAGCUUAUUAAAUAUGUAGAUAAAAUAAAUUUAGUGAACUCAACAUAAACUAAAUAUCAACCAAAGAUGUGUAUGAAUAAAUAAACAUGUAGUGUACGUCUACGAGUAUAUAUAUUCAGCCAUAAUUUGUAUAAGUUUCACACUUCAAAAAUAAAAAAUGUUUUAAAAAAAAAUAAAAAAUGCAAAGUUUAGUUGUAUCGUCACGUCUGUAAUAUGCAUAUGAUAUACAGUUAUAAAAAAAAAACCCAGCAUUGCAGUCAUUGAUCAAUUUGCAAUUGAAAUUUUCAAUUUUUCAUAAAACGAAUUUCAGUCCAUUAUCAAGUUUGUUCAGUUCAUAAACUAAAUUUUUAUUCAGUUUUUGCAUUUUUGUUUAAAUUUAUAAGCAAAUAUAUAUUUAAACAAAAAUGCAAAAACUGAAUAAAAUUACUGAACAAAAUGUAAAAACUCAAUUGCAAAUUGAACAAUGCCUGCAAUGCUGUGAUAUUUUUAAACUGCAUAUAUAAAUAUAUAUCAAUAAUGAUCAACCAAACAACACAACAGAGAGAGCAAUAAAAAUUCUUAUCCACAUUCUACAUUUAAUUCAUU